UUAUUGGAAACAAACAUUUGCCAACUUUUGCGUACAACACGUUCUGUUUCUAACUCCUCCAUCUUUUACCCCUUUUGGAUUCUUCCUCCAAUUUUGUUUCCUUCUUUGUUUCGAUAUCCUCCAUAUUCUUCUCUGAUUAAUCUGCUAUUUUUUUUUAUCUCGAUCGAUGUCGGUUAAAACAGUGCAAGUGAACAAUGUUUCUUUGGGUGCUAAAGAGCAAGAUAUCAAGGAGUUCUUCUCCUUCUCUGGGGAUAUUGAAUAUUUAGAGAUGAAAGGUGAGAGUGAGCGAUCACAAGUUGCUUAUGUAACAUUCAAGGAUCCUCAGAGUGCAGAGACUGCAGUUCUUCUUUCAGGAGCUACAAUUGUUGAUCAGUCCAUCUCAUUAGUCCUUGCACCCGAGUACAAGCUCCCACCUACAGCUUCAGUAUCACCAGUUCCAACUGAAAGCACCAAUGCACCCGCUGCUGGAUCUGCUAUUCAAAAGGCAGAGGAUGUCGUCAGCAGCAUGUUGGCAAAGGGCUUUAUCUUGGGCAAGGAUGCAGUUGGCAAAGCCAAGGCACUAGACGAGAGACACAAGAUCACAUCCACUACCUCAGCCACAGUUGCUUCUUUAGACCAAAAAUAUGGCCUUAGUGAGAAAAUCACUACAGGAGCAACCAUUGUGAACCACAAAGUGAAAGAAAUGGACCAGAAGUUCCAAGUCUCGGAAAAGUCAAAAUCUGCUUUUGCAGCUGCUGAACAGACAGUUAGCAAUGCUGGAUCCGCCAUCAUGAAGAACAGAUAUGCUUUGACAGGGGUAACUUGGGCUGCAGGUGCCUUAAGUCGAGUCACUAAGGCUGCCGGGGAAGUGGGACAAAAGACAAAGGAAAAACUGGCUGAAGAAGAAAGAAGAACUUUUACUAAAGGUCAUGCACAAGAAAAUACUGCAACUUCAACAAAAGGUAAUGUGCAACAACAAGCUGCAGAUUCUGCUAAAGGUGAUGUCCAAGAACUUGCUGCAGCUUCUGCUAAAGGUGAUGUGCAAGAACUUGCUGCAGCUUCUGCAAAAGGUCAUGUGCAAGAACUUGCUGCAGCUUCUGCUAAAAGUGAUGUGCAAGAAGUUGCAGCAACUUCUGCAAAACAAGAACAUCCCGAGUCCCAAACCGGAAUUGAGGAAUCUACCAAUCCCUCUCUUCCACCAAAAGCUUAAUCCAACAUUAUCUUGAAAGUAAAUGCACGAUUUACGCUAGUUUGUUAUUCGAAUUUGAGCAGGUCAUUGUGUAUCAACUAGGGUAUUUAUACAUGGAAUCUUAUUUCUUAUGUAUGUUGGGACCUAAAAUAUGAUAUAAU
Solanum verrucosum is the source of this 1329-nucleotide messenger RNA. RefSeq names its product binding partner of ACD11 1-like. The transcript is spliced from 5 exons. Bases 167 to 1189 code for a protein of 340 amino acids. The record is from RefSeq and is a predicted model, not a curated record. Gene Ontology annotation, molecular function: RNA binding. NCBI's taxonomy places the organism in Eukaryota, Viridiplantae, Streptophyta, Magnoliopsida, Solanales, Solanaceae.